GUGUAAGAAGAUGUGAGGUGUGUAAGAUAUUAAAAGUUAUACAGUUUACCACACAAGUUCUGGAUUUGGAUCUGUUUCUACAUCAUUUCUCUAUGAACUCGCAUUCCAACGUUACAGUAUGGGGUGACCGUGUCACUGUGUAUAUAGACAUGUGAAAUGUACUCUACAGUACCUGUGAUAAUCUCUGCUGCUACAUAUAUUCUACUACACAAGAUGGAGAAUUUACACUCACUUAUAAUAGGUGAAGUGACUAUUUUUACUCUAAAUGACGUUUACAUGUCUGCACAUGGGUUCGCCCAUGUUCUCGCAGGGAGGAGGAAUAUACAUAUAUAGCAAUGUCGAGAAAUCAAAAUACACCAUCUUUACCUACGGGUCCACCUGUACCUACACCACGAAGAUAUAAGGAUGUGAAGGGUUUAUCGCAUAUUUAUUUGCAGUGGUUCUGUAAAGAUGCUGGUAUUAAACCAACCGGGAUUGGACGUGAAGCGUUGGAAAUAUUGCUAUGUGACACAAUGGGAAUUUCUACAACAGGGUCACAUAUGGAGGGCCAGGAAUCCAAACUACCUAGGAAUGUAGACCACUGUCUUGAUAACAUAGAAAUAUCCGAAUUUGAAAAAUUAACACCUGGUUUUGUACAGUCUCUAGAUGGCUGGACCAAAGAUAUUAGUCAACUUCCAGAACUCGAUAUAGGGACAGUUAAAAAAUAUUUGCUAUCGAGCAACAACCCUGAUUUUACCAAGGAUGAACUCAAGAAAUAUAAACUGUCAAGGUCAUAUGCACACUUAAAUGCCAAACAUAUUCAUAGUGUGAUGUUCCAUAGCCUGCCAGACAGCAAGACUUUUUGUGUGGUGAAAGCCCAGUGCCUGCCCUCUCAGAGUGCUGAUGGGAAACGUGUAAAAUGGCUGCAUGUCAUUUUGGACAAGUCGACCAGUGAGCCAUAUGGAGCAUUCUGUAUAUGCACUGUUGGGUAUGUUUAGAGGAUAUGAAUUCAGCCCCAAUUGAUAAAAUUGCUGCCGAGAUGUGAUAUUAAGUUUGUUUUUGUUUUUUUACAUUACAGGAGGGGACAGGCUUGUUCCCAUGUUGGGGCCUUACUGUUUCUUCUCUGUGAACUGGUGGCAAAUGGAAAAGAAACACUUCCCGAUGAUCUGGCGUGUACAGAAACAUUAUGUGGCUGGUCUAAUCCCAAGUCUGCGACUGUGCAACCAAAAUUGUUGGAAGAGGUGAAAGUGAGUGGUGACCAAAAAAAUAAACCAACAAUUAAGGAUUACUCUUACCAAGUGGCCCCACAGUUGUCAAAUGAGGAGAAUUACCAGCGGGUACUUCAGCUUAUCUUUGACAUUCGAAAUUCGAACAGAAAGUCUGCCAUGCCACCUGUUGUUAAUAUUAUUGAUUUGAAUAGAUUUAGGAUAACCCCUGUGGCUGACCCUCCUAUCCAGAAACAUUUACAGGAUCAAUAUCUGGAUUCACAGUUUCCAUAUUCAAAGGAAAUCAUAGCCCAGUCUUACCCUCUGCCUAUUUUCAAAUUCACCCAUCCAACUUUGGAGUCGACUGCAGAUGACCAGUUCCAUGACAUUAGAAAUAAGUUUGUCAGCUCGUUAGUGUUAUCUGAUGAAGACAUAAUUAAUAUUGAGAACAUUACCAGAGGUCAGUCUGAAUCAGAAGAAUGGUUUGAGCAGCGGAAAGGGGCCGUUACUGGAAGCAAGGCUAUCCGAAUUGUCAAUUUCUAUGAACAUGAGAGGUCCAAGCCAGAAAAUAUAGUGAGUGACAUAAUGCAAUAUAACCAUGAUCCUGAUUUGAGCAAAAAAGUGCCAGCAUUGGCAUGGGGGCAUGAAUUUCCCUAUAUUCGGGUUAGUCCAGAUGCAGUGUUUACAUGUUCAUGUCAUGGAAGCAAGAUUGUGGAAGUGAAAUGUCCUUACCAAUAUAGGAACAGUGACUUGAAUGAUAUUAUAUCACAAAGCCAAUUAGACUAUGUUGUGUCACGUGAUGGACAACUGAGUCUGCGAAAGAAACACCACAAGGGAUAUUAUGAACAGAUAUUAAUGCAACAAGCAUUGUCUGACAUACAUGUUGCUGAGAUGUUGAUCUGGAGUAAACUUGGAUAUGUUACAGUACCGGUUGACUAUGAUGUGAUCUACUGGGAUGAGACUGUGCUCCCAAAUCUCAAGUCAUUCUUUUCCGAAUAUGUUGCAGCAGAGAUUAUCACAGGUCGGGUGAAAAAAGGCUAUGAGCUUUACUCUGACAAACUACUAGCUCGAGAGAUCGAGUCAUCAAAUAACUCGACACCAUUGCAUAAUGGGACAGAAAACAAAACCCGCACUCGCAUGGAUUCUCAGUCUAAUGACGGCAUGCAGACUGCUUGUCCUUCUGUGGAGGUUGAAAGUUCCCCUCAUGUUGAUGAUGCUUCUGUGCCAUCACCUGCUAGCUUAGAUGUCGAGGAUGCUGUACAGGUAGCUGCUGUUGUUGACACUGUGCCAACUACUGAUGGACAUGACACUGAUAAGCCUACUGUAGGUCAGGUGGGUAAUUGGGUGUUAGGAUGCACAUCUUACUGUAAGGACAGUAGAGCUCCAAACUUUUCAAAAGUCAAAGAUCAGUUGAUAGCAUGUGACUGUAAUUUGUCAUGUGGCCCAAACACUUGGUAGGAUUUAGAAGAAUGCCGUCCAACAUACUGGAUAAGAAAUAUGCUUGCUUGAAAUGCAGAGAACUUCAUCCAAAUAGAGUGGCAGUGAGUGCAGAUAAUGGAUUUUACAGCAAAAUUCCAUAGCAUGUAUCACAAUACAGUUGCCAAUAUCUUAUCAUGGGCUCUGUAACCUGAUAUUAUCACUGGUUGACUGAUCUUGGAACUUGAUGAUUUUUCGAAUGUUGAUUGUGAUUUUGCAUAACAUGACUAGGCAUAGCAAAUGUAACUUCAACUAGGUAUUACAAAACAAUAUUAACUCUAUUUAAGCAGAAAAUAUGUACAAGAUGCAUGAUGCAUUAGUAUGUUGCACUGUUAAUGUUACCCCUGUUAAAGUUCCAUGGUUUUAUCUUUAAUGGUUAAAUUACCUGGUUGCCUUUUUGGCAAUUACUUGUACAAUGUACAUGAUGAUGUAGCUGUGCCAAUAUUUAGUAUUUCAUAGCACUAUGUGAAAGAUGUUUUGUAAAGUUUUUGUAUUGGCUGGAAACAUUGCGAGUUGCUGUGUGAAUAGUGGUCCUGACUUUUUAUAUUGUGUACUGUAUCAAUGGGCCUGAAUUGGUACAUACCGAUAUUAUUGGUAUAUCCUUACAAACCUAACAUACAUGUAGAUAC
Priapulus caudatus is the source of this 3289-nucleotide messenger RNA. RefSeq lists its product as uncharacterized. The transcript has a single exon. The record is from RefSeq and is a predicted model, not a curated record. Lineage: Eukaryota; Metazoa; Priapulida; Priapulimorpha; Priapulimorphida; Priapulidae. The coding region runs from base 1365 to 2642 and encodes 425 amino acids.